UGUAAAACUUCCCUUUGCCUUUUCAUCAAACCAAUUGCCCAUUGAGAUGCUUCGACCCGUCUCUCGCACAAACCUCCAACUUUCAACACCAACACCUGUUGAAAAGCUCAUAACCAAAUAAAAUACAGAGAAAAGUAAAAUAAAUAAGAAACAUAUAUACAUAGAGAAAUUAUGGAAGCAAAACCAGUCAUCAAAGUUGCAGCAGUCUGUGGCUCACUGCGCAAGGCUUCAUUCAACAGAGGACUCAUCCUCUCUGCUAUUGAGAUAUGCAACGAGUCAAUAAGGGGAAUGGAGGUUGAGUUCGUCGACAUCUCGGGGCUUCCGUUUAUCAAUCCUGAUCUUGAGAACGGCUCAGAGUUUCCGGAGGCUGUGGAGGAGUUCCGGCGAAAGAUUCUUGAAGCUGAUUGUUUUCUGUUUGCUUCUCCCGAGUACAACUACUCCAUUCCAGCUCCGUUGAAGAAUGCACUGGACUGGGGCUCAAGACCACCAAACGUGUGGGCAGACAAGGCUGCAGCCAUUGUUAGUGCUGCGGGAGGCUCGGGGGGAUCAAGAGUCCAAUUUCAUCUGCGCCAAGUUGGGGUUUUCUUGAAUAUUCACUUCAUCAACAAGCCAGAGUUAUACAUUUUUGCACACAAGCCCCCAAAGAAGUUUGAUAGUGAUGGGAAUUUGAUUCAUGAUGAAACUAGAGAGUAUUUGAAGAAAAUCCUUGAGUCUCUCCAUUCUUUUGCUGGGAGACUAGGCCCAUGAUCUUGAUUAUCAAUUGUAAUAAAGUUUUUGCUUCGAUGUACAUUGCAUUGUUUUGUGAGUUAUUGUGAUUUUCUUAUGUCAA
Messenger RNA from Asparagus officinalis (garden asparagus), 829 nucleotides. RefSeq names its product NAD(P)H:quinone oxidoreductase-like. The transcript has 4 exons. Gene Ontology annotation, cellular component: cytosol. Gene Ontology annotation, molecular function: FMN binding; oxidoreductase activity. Lineage: Eukaryota; Viridiplantae; Streptophyta; Magnoliopsida; Asparagales; Asparagaceae. Bases 172 to 747 code for a protein of 191 amino acids. The record is from RefSeq and is a predicted model, not a curated record.